GAGGAGCCGCCGGACGUAACCUUCGUCGAGGCACCGGCUCGCGCGAAUAUGAGCAUGACUCUCGUUCGAAAUUCGUUCAAAGGCUGCAGCGAGGACGACGCAGGUGUCGUGGAUGCGGAGGUGGGCGGAGGUUGCGCGGGUGGAGCGCCAACCGCAGGAGGUGGAAGUAUUGCCGGUGAUGGAGGUGGUGGCGGUGGUGGUAGUGGUGGUGGCGGCUGCGGUGGAGGUGGCUGCGGAGGGCGAGGAGCUGGUGAGGGUGGCUCGACGAAGCAGCAGCAGCAACAACAGCAUCAGCAGCAGCACCACCAACAGGGUGGCGAAAGGUGCUCUCAGUGCGGCAUCCUCUGUCGGGACGUCCAUGUCCUGCAGCUUCAUCUCGAGGACGCGCACAAAACAUCCUAUCCCAUCGACAAGCACGAUCUCAACGCCCAAUUCUCCCAAGUGUCCUGUAAGGUGUGUAGCAAAACUUUCGCUAACGUCUAUCGACUACAGAGGCACAUGAUCAGUCAUGAUGAAAGUGCCGUUCUGCGAAAGUUCAAAUGUCCUCAUUGCGAGAAGGCCUUCAAGUUCAAGCAUCACCUUAAAGAGCACCUGCGCAUUCAUAGCGGGGAAAAGCCAUUCCAGUGCAACAAUUGCGGCAAGCGUUUCUCUCAUUCUGGAUCGUACUCGAGCCACAUGACGGCGAAGAAAUGCUUGAUAAUGAAUCUGAAAAAGUCCAGGCAGAACACCAUAAGCAACGUCGAUCGGGGACCGAAGAAAGCGCAGCAUCAGCCAUUGUCAGUACGACGCGACGUUGAUCCGCUUGCCAACAAUAACACCUUCCUUCCAAUUCUGCCAAAGCUAUCACCUUCGGAGUACCAGGAGAUGCAAAGGGAGGGAGCAGGUGUCUACGACAUGCCGCCGUCCUUGCUGCCCUCCAUGAUCGGGUUGGGAAGUUACUUCCUGCAGACUUCACUGGGCAAACUUCUACAUCAGUUGCAUACUAAGCGAAUCGACGAGCUUACCGAGCAGUUCGAGACGCACCGGGAAGUAAUGAGUCCAUCAACAGCGGAUUCUGAGGAAACGGAGGGCACAGAGGGCAAGGAGUCCCCCGCGCCGGCCGACUCCCAAGGUCUCGAUGCUGUCCGGCGAAUUCUAGAGACUGUAAAUGCUUCCGUUACGAAGCAGCUAUUGGAAGCGAACGUGCGGAAGCUCUCCACGUCUCCGGCUACAACGAAGCGAGAGUUUGAGGAGGAUUACCAAGAUCAAGAUAGCGAAAUGUCCAGUGAAAUGACACAUUGUCCGGACUGGGCUGCGACGGACCAAUAUGAUUCACAGAGUGAAGGUUUAGCUGCAAAGCUCGAGAACGUCAAUCAACCGACAUCGAGAUCAGCCUACAAGAGAAAAAGGGAGGACAGCUCUGAGGCGGAUUCGGAGGACGAGGAUGAAGGGAAUCAAACUCACAACGACAAUGGUAGGCGGGUGAGAGCCAGGUCGCUCAUAGAUGAUGAACAGUUAGCUGUUCUCAAGGGUUACUACGCUAUUAACCCGCGUCCUAAGAAGGAAGAGAUCACCAUGAUCGCCAAUUACAUUAAGUUUCCUACUCGUGUUGUGCAGGUUUGGUUUCAAAAUUCUCGAGCCAGGGAUCGAAGGGAGUCGAAGAUGCCAGGUCUGGUACCUUUGACACUGCCAAAGAGUCAGACUGUAAUCGAGCAACCCUUGGAUCUCUCUAAGAAGGAAGCGUUUGCUAUAUCGACGACUAAAGAAAGCGACACGUCGAGUAGAAAUACUUCGUCUCCUUGCGAGCAGAAGGAUGAUAAUAAUCCAGCCCCGCACGUCGACAACGACGACCUCGAGGAUUCUCCUCUCGUUAUAGACGAAGAAACUACUACUGACCCCGUUGAAGUCAAGCGGACACCUCCCACUGGAGAGAUAAUUGCGAAGAGCCAAAAUCAAGCGAACGUGAAAGGCGAAAGUGAGGUUACACCUCAAGCAGAAGCAACCCCCGUGGCAACGGAAACCGAGCAGGGUCUUCAUUUCUGUGAUCGGUGCGACAAAACAUUUUCCAAACACAGUUCCCUCGCGAGACACAAGUAUGAACAUUCCGGGCAAAGGCCGUACAAAUGCGUGGAGUGUCCCAGAGCGUUCAAGCACAAGCAUCAUCUGACUGAACACAAACGGCUGCACAGUGGCGAAAAGCCCUUCCAGUGCUCCAAGUGCCUCAAGCGCUUCUCUCACUCCGGCUCCUAUAGCCAGCACAUGAAUCAUCGUUACUCUUACUGCAAGCCCUACAGAGAAUAGGAGUACUCCGCCUGCUCACCCAAGGCUCGCUCGCUUACCUAGGUAGUCUUUUCUCCUUGCGUCUAGGAUUUCCCUCUUUUACGCGUAAGUUUUUCCUCCAAGAUUUCCUCGAAGGAAAUGCAAAAUUUCACCGCUCGCGAGCAGGUGAAGAAACGCGCAAGGAAACGCUAGAACGCCUUUCUAUCUUCCACUCGGCACGAACUUUAAGCAAAAACCGCGACGUUCCGCGAAGUUAUAGUAUAACAUAAGAUAUCCGCGACAUCACACAUAAUGAAGCCAUGGCGCUGUGUAUUGGGCCAGUUCGUACUUCGAAGAAAGAAAAGGAAAUAUGCGGAUAACGGUUUGGACGAUGCGAUUCGAGAGAUCAUAAAGAUUUAAUAAAUGCGUGUAGAGUAAGAUGUCGAUUCGCAAUCGGUUUCAAAAUCUCGCGAGGAUAUACGGGGGUGAGAUAGCUCGCGUAUUAAGACGAAUGUCGUUGUAUCGUCUGGAUUAGCUUUAGAUUUUAUUAAUCUUCUAUUCUACGUCGCGCGAAGAAAGGGAGAAAGAAACAACUAGUUAGUGCGAACGAAAGAAAACUACUCGCGGUAAGCGCAAGUCGACAAAUAAACCAAACACGUGUAACGGUACCAAAAAUGCAUAAUGCAAUAAUCUAUAUAUAAUAUAUAAUAUAUAAUAUACAUAAUAUUUUAGUAUUUUUAUUAACAAGAUACUAUAUAUACCAUGACAAUAAUAAGGAACUAAUUAAUGUACAAAUUUGUUAGCCACGUCCGCAUGAGGAGAGCGCGAUGUCCAUUCUCGAAGUUCGCGUGUAAGUAGCAUACAAAUCUAAAUAAUGUACGAAGUCUCAAAUUCUCGGACGAUCGGAAAAGUCGCACGGCGACUUGUGUAUUGUACUCUCGGUAAAUUCGUUUCGCGGAAAGACGGUGCUUGCAUCUCGACAAGUAACUUUACAUCUCAGGUCCCAAUGAUAUAAUCCAGAUAUAAGAAUGGAGAUCGCGCGGAGUGUAAAACGAGCGCUCGUUCUACACGGAUAAAGAGGGAUAUAUUGAGUUUACUGAAUCAAAUAUGUUUGGACUCAGCUGUUAAUUGAGCUUAACGUUAAAAAAAGAAAAGGAAGGAAACAGUCGGUAAACGUGACAUAAAACGAGGAUUAGAAUCUCACGUUCCGCCUCCUUGCGAUGGAUAACUUCACACGACAAAGGGCUAUAUAGUAAUUAUUAUAUAUUAUUAUAUAUAUAUGUAUAAAGCGACAGAGAGAGAGAGAGAGAGAGAGAGAGAGAGAGAGAGAGAGAGAGAGAGAGAGAGGAAGAAAUGUGGAACUUUUAAGGGCCAUGCGGGUCGGUGAUUGGUGUCAUGCGAGCGAUUUUUUUUUUACUAUUGUACUUACAAGUUGACAAGUUGAUAACGCAUUAUUCCUAUAAAUGUAACGACUGUCGUUCAAAACUGUGCAAACGCACAGUACAUAGAAAGUGCGCUACACAUUCCGCGAGGAUCCGUUUUCCAUUUUUGUUUUUCACUGUAUUUCCCUCCCUCUUCUGGGCCUCAUUUAUUUACCGUUUUCUUCUUGCAACGAAUAGCACCGCGUGACACGUAAUUCCGUCGUAAUCCCUCCGACCUCGCUUUCGCCUAAACAGCCAACGAUUUUACUUCCCGCAGCGUGUUCGUUUUACGCGGCGGAGCGUAGACCGGCGGUGUUGCGACGGAACGCGAAUAACACGAAGCUGCGGAAAACGUAAAAGAUAUGUCUAAGAGACGUCCGAAAAAUUAGAGUAUCUUUUUUUCGUGUUUACUCUGACCGUUCGUGUUGUUCGAAGAGAGGUGCGCGACGACGAAUGAGAAACGCGAUAACGAAACCUCGCAAUAAUCUCUUCACCGAAAUCCGAGGCCCGAAUACACCGUAAACGUCUAAGUAUGAUAUUAAAUGCUUCCAACACAUUAUACUAUUAUAAAAUUAUUAUAUUACGACGUUUAUAUGAUUUUAUUCGUUCGGACGCGUAGGGGUAUAAGGACGUAUAUAUAUAUAUAUAUAUAUUAUAUAUACUCUACAAGAUUGAUAAUACUCGAGAAUGUAUUUUAUAACAGUUUAUGCGUCUUUUUAUUUACACGAGUACCACAAGUGAUAAGUGAUAUUGUUAUUGAUAAAUAGAAAGACGAGAAGAAAGAAAGAAAGAAAGAAAGAGAGAGAGAGAGAGAGAGAGAGAGAGAGAGAGAGAGAGAGAGAUGAUAUGAUAUGAUACAGAUAUUACCGUAUUAUAUUGAAAAAUUUUGCCAGUGUGUGUGUGUGUGUGUGUGUGUGUGUGUGCGCGCGUACGGCAUACGGCAAACCGGUACGUCACGGUUGUACUUCCUCGACGCGUGUAGAAGCUUCGGUUAUCCGCGACAGGCAUCGUGUCUCCACUACAUUAUGAAAGAAAGACGAGAAACAAAAGGAAAAAAAAAGAAACCAGAAAGAACGAUGUGCAGAUUAUAAUGCUUAUAAUACUCAUUUAUUAUAGUGUUAAAAUGAUUAAGAAAUAUAUUUUUAUAUAAUUAUAAUAUAAUAUUACUGUACGGAUACGAUAGAGAGAGAGAGAGAGAGAGAGAGAGAGAGAGUACACUAAUCGAUCGAGCAGCGAAUUUCGACUGCAAUGGAUCUCUUCCUCACAUUCGACACUGCGCACACUGAGCUGUCUCGCGUUUCUUCUCUUACUCGAGACGUUCGUCGCCGUUCGUUAUUUACAAUGUCGUCCGCAAUAUUCGCAUCCGAGUGAUUCUCAAUCGCAUUUCCUUUGCGUGUUACAAGCGACAAGUCGUUCCUAACCGUAAUCCGCUCCGUUAAUAAUUCGCCGCGCCACGGUACUUCUUGCUCGACGUCGCGCAUUGCUCGCGUCUCGGAAAAUCCUUCUAUCCUCACUUACCUCUUGUUCUUUCACGGAGACGAUAAGCUUCCCACCCGCUACGCUACUCGUUUGCGCGUCCGUUUCUUACCAACUCUUCUGCGUCUCGUUUCUCACGUUGAAUUGAGCCUGGCUAAUUAGCGUUCGAGUCGUUCUUUGCACUCGCACCGGCGAGAUACCGGCGUGCUCGCGGAAAUCAUCGCGAUUUACACCGGUGGUCUCGAUCCCUGAUCAUUCACAUCCUUACUUUCAAGUGACUUUACACGACCAACAACGGGUUAGGACAUCAGGAGGAAAAGGCAGAGAACUUACGAAGACAAUAUUAUAUACGUAUAGAUAAUAUAUAAAGUAUAUAUAUAUUAUAUUUCCUCCGAUUCCGGGAGCUUUUGCGACCCGCUUGCCUCAGUAUAUGUACGUACUACUAAAUAAUGAGAAAAGGAUAAAAAAGCAAAAAAACGUAAAGCGUAUGUAAGUCGCGCCAGCUUUCGUGCAUCGACAUCGGUUAUCGCCGUUACCUCCCGUACGAACAAUAACGAGAAUAAAGUAACACAGACGCAGCGUGGAUAGUUUAAAAGGGAAACGCGAUCAAACGCCGGAAAGGAAAGGAUGAGAGCGAUAAAGAGAUUGUUAUGAUUGUUGAAGCAACGAUUUAAUAAGCACCAUACGAUGCCUUCCGUGAACGACCGAGCUUGCCUAGUUGCCAAGAGAUUAAAAAAAAAAUGAUAAAUACAUUAAAUGUUAGCGUGCGACAUCGAUGCAACGUCGUCGGCGUCGAGAGCAGAAUUACCUUCGCGAUCCUCUUCGAGUCGUACUGUAUUUCAUUCGUAUGUUUCGUUAGUCUCGUUCCUAAAGUGGAUGUUCGAUAAAAAGGACGAAAAAAAAGAACAAACGGACUGACACAUCCUAAAUAGGUUCGUGCGAUCGGAA
Dinoponera quadriceps is the source of this 6083-nucleotide messenger RNA. RefSeq names its product zinc finger protein 1 (gene zfh1). Gene Ontology annotation, molecular function: RNA polymerase II cis-regulatory region sequence-specific DNA binding; DNA-binding transcription factor activity, RNA polymerase II-specific. The coding region runs from base 49 to 2280 and encodes 743 amino acids. Gene Ontology annotation, biological process: regulation of transcription by RNA polymerase II; anatomical structure development. NCBI's taxonomy places the organism in Eukaryota, Metazoa, Arthropoda, Insecta, Hymenoptera, Formicidae. The record is from RefSeq and is a predicted model, not a curated record. The transcript has 9 exons.